Messenger RNA from Linum tenue, 177 nucleotides. NCBI's taxonomy places the organism in Eukaryota, Viridiplantae, Streptophyta, Magnoliopsida, Malpighiales, Linaceae. The record is from the annotation of a GenBank genome assembly.
AUGGCUACUCUGUACAUGAAGUACCUCAUCCCAGGAGUGUUUGCUUAUGGGUUUCUGCAGAACAUUCUAAGGUUCCUGCAGACGCAGUCUGCCGUUAUGCCUCUUGUCCUGUUCUCGAUGUUGCCUGUCUGCAUUCAUAUAGGGCUUGCUUAUGCUCUGGUAUCGAGAGGAAGGUAG